This is a messenger RNA of Theobroma cacao (cacao), 1283 nucleotides long. The record is from RefSeq and is a predicted model, not a curated record. Lineage: Eukaryota; Viridiplantae; Streptophyta; Magnoliopsida; Malvales; Malvaceae.
UAGCGGAUAUUAAUAUCUCAACUGGCAAACUCCCAUACUCAACUGAGUGAUCACCCACUCUUUUCCGGCCACCGAUCAAUUUUCCGUCCAAAUUCGAGAAGGACUGUCUUCCUCCCUUUUGAAACAAGAAAAAUCCCAGAGCAAACAUCAGACAAAUAUAAAUACUUUAACCAAACAAUGAAAUCCAUAUAUUUCUCCUUCGCAACCGCAACGGCAACCAUCUCGAAUUCCGAUGACCUUCGUAGGUCGCAAGCACGUUUCCCUCAGUCAGUUCCAACCCCUAAUUUUCCUCUCAAAAGAACCCAGCGUUCGCUCGUUAUUCUAAGAUCACAGUCUUCUUCGGAGACACGAGGGAAUCAGCAAGGACAAGACCCAGAAACCCUAGUGCAAGACCUGAGAGUUCCGGACUACUGGUUACUCCCUUCCAAGGCCUUGGAGGAAUCAGAAUGGCUCAGGGUUACCCUGCAUAAAUGGUUGGAUGAUGAAUACUGCCCAGAGGAAACAAAUGUGGAGAUCAGCAAGGUUGCUGCCCGGUCGUACUAUGAAUCUUUGUUAGAGAAACAACCAGACAUCGGUGAGAUCCUUUUGAAGAUGGCUAGAGAACUAGAAUCCAUUUCUUAUCAGGAAAGCUUCCAUGGGGCAUUCUCGUCAGCAAAUGCAGCAAUCAACUUAAUUAUUCAACGGAUAGAGCAGCAGUAGGUUGAGUUCUUGACCAGUUGAAGGUCUGAAGAGUGCUCGGCAAGCUCUGGGUCAAUUUAGGCUGUUCAGCGGUGGCCUAGGCAGUGAUCUUCACCUUAAUCUGUUUCCUUAAUUAUCUCUGGGAACAAUGAAUUACAUGUUUCCAUCUGUUAUGCAACCUCAUGUAGCAAAACUUGAGGUGAUUUUGGUUGAUUCUUUGCAGCUCCAGAAGACUUCAUGCGCAAAGUUGUUAUGGACCAAUUCUGAUCUUGAGGAAUACCAUGCUGAAGAUCUCUUCCGGAGUGUUUUAAGUUCAAAAUCUGUGAAGUUCACUACAUUUGGCUUUUAUGGUGAACAGAUAGCGGUUCCUAACUUAAAGCACUUACAACAGAGUGCCCCAUGCAAAUUCCAUGCUAGUUUAAGACUCCAUAAGUUGUGCUAGUUUUCAUUAAAUAUAACAGUUUAUCCAAAUUGUUUGAUGGAUAGUAGUAUGUGUGUUUGCCAUGUCUCUCGAAAUCAGGCUGAUGUAUGCAUCUUCACCCCUGAACCCCAAAAAUAGCUUUGUGAACUGGUGCUGGCAAAAAUCCAACUCCUCCCUUGUUCAA